This is a messenger RNA of Cryptomeria japonica (Japanese cedar), 1634 nucleotides long. Its product is annotated as ubiquitin-conjugating enzyme E2 34. Bases 626 to 1351 code for a protein of 241 amino acids. The record is from RefSeq and is a predicted model, not a curated record. Lineage: Eukaryota; Viridiplantae; Streptophyta; Pinopsida; Cupressales; Cupressaceae. The transcript is spliced from 10 exons.
UGGAUUAUCCUUUUCACGUGACUAGGGUCGCAAAACAUGAAAAAACCGAUUUAACCAGCCAUGUCUAAGAUUUCCUAACGAUUAUCCUCUCACUAGCUCGCAGGCCAAUUGACAUGGAUAUCUUUGAAAUUAACAAAAUAUAUAUAUAUAAACUCCAAAACACAUCAUAAAAGUGCAAGAGUGCUGAUAGUGACCCCUCUUAACCCUAAGUUUAACCCAACCCUUAACUGCAACCUCAACCUCUAAUUUAAUUUAACUAAUCCCUCACUUGUCGGCCCCGUCAUGAGAUUAUUUCAUAAUAAUAAAUCUAUUGACAGAUAAUUGACUUGUAAUUCUUCGACGAUAUUUGGGUUGGUGGAAAGACCCUAACAUUUGUCGCGCUUCCAAGCAAAAGUCCAAACCCCUGCUAUAUUCAUUCAUUACAACAAACAAAGCGAAUUUAAUCUUUUUCAUCGCUCUGAACAACGCACAUUGCUUUACUCACGCAGAAAUAUCAAGGCAAUUUUCUUUUUCGGUCGGCGAAGGAUCGAACCCGCAACAGGACAUUCUGAAGGCAUUUUGAACCAGGUAGUAGUGGCGGUCUGGCUUUUGGAGGAUCUGUGGGUAGCCUGUGAGCAUUUGUCUGAUGGCAGAAGCAGCCUGUGUAAAACGUCUGCAGAAGGAAUUUCGAGCUCUUUGUAAGGAACCGGUUCCCAAUGUUGUAGCCCGCCCUUCUUCCACUGACAUUUUAGAAUGGCAUUAUGUAUUGGAAGGAAGUGAGGGCACACCGUUUGCAGGAGGAGUAUACUAUGGCAAACUUAAAUUUCCACCUGAGUACCCAUAUAAGCCUCCAGGCAUCAGCAUGAUUACACCAAGUGGGCGCUUUGCAACUCAAAAGAGGAUAUGCAUGUCUAUGAGUGAUUUUCAUCCAGAAACAUGGAAUCCCAUGUGGUCUGUCUCAAGCAUUCUAACAGGACUUCUUUCCUUCAUGAUGGACAACAGCCCAACAACUGGCAGUGUCUCAUCGACGGUGGAAGAAAAGAAAAGACUAGCAAAGUCUUCUCUUGCGUUCAACUGUAAGAAUGCUACAUUCCGUAAGAUCUUUCCAGAGUAUGUGGAGAAGUACACAGAACAACUAAACGCAGAGAAAAUGGAAGCUGAACUGGCAUCAAAGAAAGAGGAUGCAAGAUCUUCCAUUACUGUUCAGGAGCGAUCUCAAGCAAUUCAACCAAAUAGAAAAGAGACAGAAAUUAAAGGGCCAAAGCAGAGAGGAUUGAGGAAGUUUCCAAUGUGGCUUUUAGUACUUCUGAUGGCAGUUUUUGGUAGUGUAAUGGCAUUGCCAUUGCUCAGUCUGGACCUUGCUAACAUAUAAUAGUCUCUGUUGUCUGUUAUAACCUCCAAUGGAAUUUCAGAGAUAAUGUUACUGUGACGGAUGUCUCAAUCUGCUUUUGUAAUCUUAGAAACUGUACAGAAAUCUUUGGAACAUGUGAUUGGCUUUGUUUUAGAUGAUUAUUAUGUGGUCUUAUAACCUCUAAUGGAAUGGCAGGGAGAUAAUUUUUCCUGACAGAUAUCUUUGAGCCUGCAUUUGUAAUUCUAGAAACUGUACAAAAAUCAUAGCAACAUGUGAAAGCUUUUGGCGUUGGUUCGGUUGAUUA